This is a messenger RNA of Pocillopora damicornis (cauliflower coral), 2782 nucleotides long. Its product is annotated as transient receptor potential cation channel subfamily A member 1. Lineage: Eukaryota; Metazoa; Cnidaria; Anthozoa; Scleractinia; Pocilloporidae. Gene Ontology annotation, cellular component: membrane; transmembrane transporter complex. Gene Ontology annotation, biological process: monoatomic ion transmembrane transport. The record is from RefSeq and is a predicted model, not a curated record. Gene Ontology annotation, molecular function: monoatomic ion channel activity; protein binding.
UUGUUACUGCGUGUUCUAUAUCUAAAAAACACUUUUUUCCGAAUCCGUUUAACUUUGAUUAUUCUCGUUUCCUUGUGUGCUCUAUUUUUUGCGUGAUAGAGGACAUUGAGUCACCGAUGACAAGUCGUCUGCCGCCUAUGAAUUCGAAUUAAUGUCUGUACUACGUUGAUUGUCCGACUUAAGUAUGGAAGCUUCUUUCGACCAGAAAAUAAAUGUUGUAUACCUCGACGAAAGUCGCAGAACUCCUGUGCAUCGUGCUGCUCUGGAUGGUAAGCACGAACAGGUGGAAGAAAAAGUACGAGUCACCUCCGGACUGGAUGACCAAGAUGAACAAGAAAGGACCCCACUGCAUCAUGCGACCGAACACGGACACAGGAAAGUUUGCCACACUCUGUUACAACAUGGCGCUAACUCUUCUAUUAAGGACAGAGAACACUGGACACCACUAAUGAGUGCAUCAGACCUGGGCAAGGAACAGUCGUGCCAAGAUAUACUCACUGUUAAUCCCGAGACUGAUGACGUGAAUAUGGAUGGAGAAACAGCAUUGCAUAUUGCGUGUAGGAGAGGACAUGUGGGUGUUGUCAAUCUGCUAAUGGAUUACGGGGCAAGUUUGAAUGUUUGUAACAAAGAUGGUGUAACGUGUUUUGAGACAGCCGCCAAGUCAGGAAAGAGCGAAGUUGUGUUUGCAAUGAUAAAGCAUAAAAGAUGGAUGGAAAUAAUGGAACACAAGGAUAAGAAGGGCCUUACCCCCAUGAAGCUUCUCAUAAAACACUUCCCAGAGAGUGCACAGCUGGUCAUGGAUUACUGCAUCGAUCGAUCAGAGACAGAAAGUUCCGAUGAUCCAAAUUUUACCGUUACUUGCAACCUCCGUUUCCUAGACCCCAAUCCUACUCACACCACUUGCCUGAGAGAAAGCCGUUUCUUUGGACCGAGCACCAUGGUGAAACACGAGCGUAGAGAAUUACUCGAUCAUCCUUUGACACAGGUCUUGCUGAAUAAGAAGUGGUCUUCUUUCGGGCGCUUGGUGUUCUUCUUUAACUUUAUGUUCUAUUUUGUCUUUGUUGUCAUGAUUACAGCUUUCUUAAUCCGAUUCAUGCAGAACGGUGACAAAGAAUUGGGAGAUUAUUUUAUUUAUGUAUAUCCAAUAGCAUUUUUACUUAUAGGCGUCCAGUUCACCAAGGAAGUUAUUGCAAUACUUGUCCAGAGGCUUCAGUAUUUCACCACUUUAAACAAUCUCACUGAAUGGUUACUCUACAGUACGACGACUUCAUUCAUGGUGUCACUUUUCAUUUUCGAUCUAAUAUUUUCGUUAUCCGGCCGUGAUAAGCGUGAUAUUGUUUAUCCACAAUUCAUCUGGGUGUUGGGUGCCAUUUCGAUUUUUCUUUGCUAUGCGAACCUAGUCUUGGUUCUUCGUCGGUUGAGUCUGGUUGGAAUCUAUGUCACCAUGUUUAUAGAGCUUGGUCGGGCGGAUCGGGAAAUAUUUGACUCUGACUCUGUUUUAUUGCUUCUGAACAGAUGGAUGGAAAUAAUGGAACACAAGGAUAAGAAGGGCCUUACCCCCAUGAAGCUUCUCAUAAAACACUUCCCAGAGAGUGCACAGCUGGUGAUGGAUUACUGCAUUGAUCGAUCAGAGAUAGAAAGUUCCAGUGAUCCAAAUUUUACCAUUACUUGCAACCUCCGUUUCCUAGACCCCGGACCUACUAACACUAUUUGCCAGAGAGGAAGCCAUUUCUUUGGACCGAGCACCAUGGUGAAACACGAACGUAAAGAAUUACUCGAUCAUCCUUUGACACAGGUCUUGUUGAAUAAGAAGUGGUCUUCUUUCGGGCGCUUGGUGUUCUACUUUAACUUUAUGUUCUAUUUUGUCUUUGUUGUCAUGUUUACAGCUUUCUUAAUCCGAUUCAUGCAGAACGGUGAUACAGGAUUGGGAGAUUCUUUCAUGUAUCCAAUAGUAUUUUUACUUUUUGGCGUCCGAUUCAUUAAGGAAGUUAUUGCAAUAGUUGUCCAGAGGCUUCAUUAUUUCACCACUUUAAGUAAUCUCACUGAAUGGAUACUCUACAGUACGACGGGUUUCUUCAUGAUUUCACUUUUCGCUUUCGAUUUUACAAUUCCGUUUGACGACCCUGAGAAGCGUCAUAAUCGUUAUCCACAACUCAUCUGGGUGUUGGGUGCCAUUUCGAUUUUCCUUUGCUAUGCGAACCUAGUCUUGGUUCUUUGUCGGUUGAGUCUGGUUGGAAUCUAUGUCACCAUGUUUAUAGAGGUCACUAAGUCGGUUCUAAAAGUACUUCUAAUCUUCUUUGUCUUUUUCUUUGGGUUCUCCAUGGUGUUCUACAUCCUCUUUAAAUCAGAGGUAAGAUGAAAUAAGAGAUAAGUGUGUAUGUGAGUAAAUUUGCUUCUGUUUGUGAUUUAUGUGAGUUUUUUCCCUUUUUUAUGAUGCUCGUAAUUUAAAACCCAAAGUAAAAAUAUUCCUCAUUCUGUACCUUUUCGCGCCGUUUAUUGACUCGCUCAAUAGCAACAAGCUUGACAGAUUUGGUUACAGUAAUUAAUUAAAAUGUCACCUGAUUUUGGGCUCAAUAUGGGUGCAGCAAAUGCCUAAUCGUACCUUUUCAGUGCGCUUUGACGACAUAUAAAGCUCGCUCGGUCUUGUCAAGGGUAUCUUGGAAUCAUGACUCAACUAAAAUCGCUUCAUCUUCUAACGGAGCGCGCCAAAAAGGUACGAUUAAGGAUGAUAUAACGUUAUAGUAAGCGAAAUAUGCAAUAAUGAUAAACAAUAAACAACUCC